Messenger RNA from Amblyraja radiata (thorny skate), 2608 nucleotides. RefSeq lists its product as uncharacterized. The record is from RefSeq and is a predicted model, not a curated record. The coding region runs from base 337 to 1227 and encodes 296 amino acids. The transcript is spliced from 5 exons. Lineage: Eukaryota; Metazoa; Chordata; Chondrichthyes; Rajiformes; Rajidae.
UUGACUCAACCAAGCUAUUCAGCAAUUCUGUCCACGUUACUGUACAAUGCAAGUUGCAGCAGUCGGUCCGAUUAAUCGCCAAGUAAGUAGAACUUUACAAAAAUCUCUCAGUUUGAGACGGAAACUAAUGGCGCAACUUGACUCUGUUUAGAUGAAAGUUAUGGGGAGCAGUAAGUGAAACCUGUUUUAAUCAGUGCAAUUAUUUAUCAGUUGAGCAACGAAAAGAUUCAAUCGAGGAAAAGCAUUUGAGUCUUCUUGCUGCGGCAAAAUUGCAACAACGGGAGGUGUUUCCCCAACCGCACACUUUACUCAACAGGAAGAUUCAGAGCAGCUGAGAUGAGACUUGUCACUUCGGUGAUUUUUGUCCUCUGUUUUCUUCAAGUGACUUUGUUUGAAGAGAUUCCAGGAAUCAACAUCAAGAAUGUUCGGCUGGAUAAAUGUAUCCAUGCAAAUAGUCAGAACAAUCGAGUGUCUCUCACUGAGUGUAAUGAAAAUUCCAAGCAGCAGCUUUGGAGAUGGGAGUCCCGCCUAAAAUAUAUUGUCAGCCUCAAAACCAACCAGUGUCUCACUGUUCAUAAACCCAAUGAACUUGGAGCUGUGAAAUUGGAGCCCUGUGAUGGUCGCCACCCCCAGGAGUGGACAUGCAGCAAACGGGGUCAUUUAACUCUCGAAGGCUACAGUUUGCAUCUUAGUGUAAAGCACAAGACAAACAAAGUGUACGUUUCACAGGAAAAAGGCAAAUUAAACAAGUGGCAUACCUUGAAAGAUGAAACCAUCUGUACAGAGACGGAUCAAGUUUUGCAACGUGAAGAUAAUCAUAUUCAAGUUUUGGAAAAUCAGACAGCAAAAGUUGAAAAAUCAACAACAAUCCCUGUGACUAAUUUUGCCACAGAGACUUUCUAUUCAAUAUUUGAAAACUUCACAUACGCUAAAGAAAAUGAUAAAACAGUGACAUUUAAGUAUACUGAUGGAACAACGUGGAAAAUUGUCAUGGUGAUUCUGGGCGGGAUAACGUUGAGUCUGGGAAUAAUUGUACUGAUUCUGAAUAUCACUCAUGACAAAAAGAAAUUAAAGGCUGGAAUUGUUGCUGACUCAGAUGAGAAAACGUCUUUGACAACUGGACUCAAACUCCAACAUGAUGUUUCUCGUUCCCCAUCUUUAAAACACGGAGAAAUACUGAUUGAAUGGAAAGAUGGCAAGAUAACAUCCCUUUUUGAUCAUAAUUGAGAUAAUAACUAUUAGCUUAAUUAGAAUCAGAGAUAGUUAUUGCAUGUAUUUGAAUGAGAUAUGGAGCAAUGGAGUAAUGCCUUAUACUAAUGCCUUAUGCCUUAUAUGUAAUAAAUAAUCCAAACUGAUGUAUAGUGGUAAUACUUGUUUGCCAACAUUUUCUGGAGUGCAGUGUCCCAGGAACCCAGGGGGUUCAUUUAAACUUGCUGCAGUUUACACAUUUCCUUCAAGAGUGUUUUAUUGUCAUAUGUCCUGAAACGGAAGAGUGAAAUUCUUUCUUGCAGCAACAUAACAGAUAUGCAAACAUAGUUCUCUGUAACUACCAUCAUAAACAACAAAAUACUCAUUUCAGGAGGAUUGGCAUUUAGUAGAAACUUAGAUAACCUGAAGCGUCAUCCUGCGAGCAGCUCUCACUACCACAUGCUGGCCUUAUCUGCAGAGAACAAAGGGACCUUGCACAUUUAGAACCUGCUUCAAUAACUGUACCCUGGCCAGAAAUAGCAUACAUCUGAAUUUUGGAUGCUCAGUUUCAAUGUGUAAACUAUCUUGUUCUAUGUUCCUGAAUGUUUCUCUAAUAUCUUUUCAUCUACAUCAUUUAUUCCAUCAACUUCUUUGCCUUUGGAAGUUGGGAAGAGCAAAUUAAUGUGCUUGUUUUUCCAUUUGGUAAUCAAGACAGGCAAGUACUUUCACUAGUUGUAUGUCCUAUUUUCUAUGCUGAGAAAGAUCAUAGUGAGAGAUGACUUUAAUAAUGGGAUUAGCAUACAUAGGUGGUAAUUCGUGUGGGGAAAACCGGUAGGAAAAAAAAGAAAUUAAAGCUGAACUUAGUUCUGCCCUAUAUUUGGUCAUAUCCCUUUCAAAAAUGAAAGGUAAACACCUGCAGUUUUGGAUUGUGAGAAAUUGGAUCCUCUUCUCUUGGAGCUGGCUCGAAGGACCGAAUGGCCUCCUCCUGCACCUAUUUUCUAUGUUUCUAUCUGAAGCAGCUACGCAGAACAUGGCUGAACCAUGAAUUCCACCCGGAUAAUGGUCUGACACAGGCCGAGUUUUCUUGAGAGGCUAGGAAUUCAUUUACAUCUUUAACAAGACACAUUUGAAUUGCUAAACAAGUAUUUUUUUUAAAGUCCUUUUUUGUAAAAAAAAAGUUUCUUCUAAACAAAGGGAUGAUCUAACCCACUAGACUGUGCUAUACUUUAGGUAUCUUAUGUAAAGAUGUUAUAAGGAAUGUUGAAAACCAGUCAUGCAGAAUUAGAAAAUUAUGUUCUUUUAAGCAUAUUGCUGAGAUGGAAAUCUAAAAUUGUUUUACAUUUUUAUAAAAUAGAUCAGAUUAACACUGAAAAAUAUAGUUUCCUGUAAAAUCUUGCAAUAAAACUGAAUUUAGUCUAUA